ACGGACAGGGGCGACGGGGACAUGGAGCCUGCGGGGCCGGAGCCCUCCCUGUACACGGUGAAGGCUCUGCUCGUCCUGGACAGCCUCGGGCAGCGCCUCCUGGCCAAGUACUAUGACAGCACCUUCCCCACGGCCAAGGAGCAGUCGGCCUUCGAGAGGAGCAUCUUCAGGCAGAGCCAGCGGGGAGGCGGUGAAGUGGCGACUCUGCAGGGGCUCACCGUGGUGUGCAGGAGCAGCGGAGACCUCUGCUUCUACGUGGUGGGGGGCGGAGAGGAGAAUGAGCUGAUGCUGUUGUCCGUGCUCACCUGCCUCCUCGACGCCCUCGGCCACCUCCUGCAGAAGGAGGUGGAGAAGCGCCGGCUGCUGGCUAACAUGGAGGGGACGUUCCUGGUGGUGGAUGAGAUCGUGGACAGGGGGGUGAUCCUGGAGAGUGACCCACAGCAAGUGAUCCAGCGCCUGAGCCUGCGGGUCCCAGAGCCAGCACCCUACGGCUUCGUCCUCUUUGACUACCUGUCAGGCAGCUCAGAGCAGAAGGGCUCAGGGAACAGCCACAAAUGAGCAGCACUGAGGAGGUUGGUGCCUGAGCAGAGCGUGCCCCAGGGUCUCGAUCCUGCAGCUGCUCAAGGAGAACAUGGUGCCGUCCCUAUGGACAUGACAGCUUCCCUUGGAGCGGCUCUUUGGAAAGGGGGGAUCCCAGUGUCGGGCAGCAGG
This is a messenger RNA of Neopsephotus bourkii (Bourke's parrot), 711 nucleotides long. RefSeq names its product COPI coat complex subunit zeta 2 (gene COPZ2). The record is from RefSeq and is a predicted model, not a curated record. Bases 22 to 558 code for a protein of 178 amino acids. Gene Ontology annotation, biological process: intracellular protein transport; intra-Golgi vesicle-mediated transport; retrograde vesicle-mediated transport, Golgi to endoplasmic reticulum. Lineage: Eukaryota; Metazoa; Chordata; Aves; Psittaciformes; Psittacidae. The transcript is spliced from 10 exons. Gene Ontology annotation, cellular component: COPI vesicle coat.